Paramecium primaurelia is the source of this 702-nucleotide messenger RNA. The record is from the annotation of a GenBank genome assembly. NCBI's taxonomy places the organism in Eukaryota, Ciliophora, Oligohymenophorea, Peniculida, Parameciidae.
AUGGGGCUUUGGGCUUGGACAUUAAACUAAAUGUUAACUCCUAAAUUUUGGACUUUAGUUUGAAGAGAAGGUAGUUUAAAGCCAAUAAAUUUAAGGAUUUUGUUAAACUGAUAUUAGAAUGCUCAGAGCUUAAUCAAGAUCGAGUCAUUAUGCUGGAGAUUAAAAUGGGCCUAUUUAAUGUGUUGAAUAAGAUUAAUAUGGCAACAAAUAUUAUGAAGACUUUGAUGUGACAGAUAUUCUUUGUGGACUAGAGAUUUUUAGAUAGAAAUUAAAGAAGAUAGGUCAAUAAAAUGAUUAUUUUAAUCCAUGGCAUACUCUUGAUGAUAUAGUUCCUCUAUUAUGUCAUCAUGGCAAAUGUCUAUGAUGAAGCUCCUUCCAGAACUUGCAAUUCUUACUUUGUUUAGCCAUUUUAUUAAAAACCUGCAACAGAUAAUCAAUCAAAAAAACUAAAUCAUUAUUUCCCUCAGGGAACAAUGAUAAAUUUGAAUAGAUUAGAAUUUAUGUAAAGUCGAUUAUGACAAUAUUUCAGCCAAUACCAUAGAGAUAGAAGAGCUACUCCUUCUGAACCAGGGCAAUCCUAAAGGUUUUGAGGAAAAAAAACACUAUUUGUUGAAAGAAAAAUUUUUUAGAGGAUGUAAUGUCAAAUAAAGAAUGAUUUAAUAACAAAUAUCUUAUAAUAGAUAAGCAGAUUUUUUUUUUUGA